AUGGACGAUUCAUGGAGGCUGAGGAUGGGAAUGCCUGCAGCGCCACCGCUGCAAGCGACGGCUCGUCAUAUCCCUGGCAACCUUCACCGGCGAUCGGCGGUGGAGAGCCCCAAACCUCCUUCCGAUGACGCUAAUUUGGACGCCGAAGACUUCAGUGAUGUGUUCGGUGGGCCUCCUAGAACGAUUCUUUCCCGCCAGUUCUCCACCGGCUUCCCAAGGUCAUCGUACUCCUCCGCGAGUUUCUCUUACGAGGAGAUUUUCCUGCCUGCGGAGAAGGCGCCGCCGCCGCAACCUGUGAGGAGGAACGGACGAAGCUUGCCGCAGUUCAGGAUUCCUGUGCAGAUGAGCGACAGAUAUCAGGACAAACGUGAGAAUACUGGUUUUUAUAGCGAUAUCUUUGGGUGGGAGGAUGAAGCGGUGGUGAGGUCGAGAUCCAGGUCAAAGACAAAUUCGUCGUCUAUUUUGAGUCCGGAUGAUCUCAGUCCUCUCCGACCAGCGGUUUCCGGUGAUGGCGGCGAUGAUUUUGCCUUUUUGGCCUCACAACUCAGGCCAAUAAAUGUCAAGUCAAGGUGUACUUCAAGAAGAAAGGGGCAUGAAGAUUACCAAACCCAACAGGACGUGCAUAACUUUGCAGGGAAUCAAUCCAUUGGCAGCACUGAUAAUGAUUGCGGUGAGAAAUCAAGAAGCUGCACUUUUCGAGUAAAUCCACGGAAUCGAUCUCCAGAGACAAUUAGUCUGGAACCUGUAUCAAAUGGCAGUUUUGGAGUGUCUGCAGAUGAUUUAGAGCACAACUCACCAAUAUCACCUGCAGUUUCUACAGUUAGUGAAGGGGACAGGGAGCAUGGGUUACACACAAUUGAGGAGCAGAAAUUGAAACAAUAUGCAGUUGAACUAGAUGAAAAUGAAGUGAUGAGCUCUUAUGUGAUUGAAAUUAAUUCUCAUAACAGGGAAGGGACAUGUGAAUCAAAUGGGGUUGAUGAAGCAAUUGCUUGGGCGAAAGAGAAGUUUCAAACGCACUGUCCUGUGCAAGAAUGUGAGAGAGAAAAACUCCCAGAAGAAAUGUUGAAGGGACAUCACAAUUCUGCAGUGCACACUGAUAGUUUAUGCUCUUUGGUAUUUAUUCAUCAACAAGUUUUUAUAGAUGUUGGAUUUCUAGAUUGUUUUGGAUCAACAGAUGAUGUCUUACAUGUGAACCUCUCCUUGUGA
Molecule: messenger RNA, 1206 nt
Organism: Andrographis paniculata
Lineage: Eukaryota; Viridiplantae; Streptophyta; Magnoliopsida; Lamiales; Acanthaceae
Exons: 3
Coding region: 1-1206 (401 amino acids)
Source: RefSeq, a predicted model, not a curated record